This is a messenger RNA of Magnolia sinica, 2777 nucleotides long. Its product is annotated as serine/threonine-protein kinase ATG1c-like. The record is from RefSeq and is a predicted model, not a curated record. Gene Ontology annotation, cellular component: cytoplasm. Bases 245 to 2518 code for a protein of 757 amino acids. Gene Ontology annotation, molecular function: protein serine/threonine kinase activity; ATP binding. The transcript has 12 exons. Gene Ontology annotation, biological process: peptidyl-serine phosphorylation; autophagy. Lineage: Eukaryota; Viridiplantae; Streptophyta; Magnoliopsida; Magnoliales; Magnoliaceae.
UUUUGUCUCCUCCGCGCUCUCAUUUCUCUCUAAUAAAAAAAUAACCAAUUAGAAAUCCGUACAAAAAAAUCCACAUUAUCUCUCUAAUAAUAAAUCCUCCUUCCCUUUCAAUCUAUCAUAAAAGACUCCGUUCCGUUCCCAUCAGAUCUUCCGUCAGACUCCCGUCCUCAUCGCCUCCCGAGCUGCUCUCCGAGGGGUAUUUUCGUCAUUUAAGGCUCUUCUACUGGCUUCUAGGGUUUCGUUGAUGUAUCCGACGAUGACGGGCGGAUCUAGGGUUUUGGGGGACUACAUCGUCGGACGACAGAUCGGGUCCGGAUCGUUCUCGAUUGUCUGGCACGGACGGCAUCGGAUCGAUGGUACGGAGGUGGCCAUUAAGGAGAUCGUGAUGGAGAGGUUGAACGCGAAGCUGCGAGACAGCCUCCUGUCGGAGAUUAGGAUCUUGAAGAACAUCGAUCAUCCGAACAUCAUCCGGUUGCAUGAUAUCAUCGAGAAUUCUGGAAAGAUCCAUCUGGUACUGGAGUACUGCAGAGGUGGUGAUCUUUCUAUGUAUAUACAACGUCGUGGAAGCGUUCCAGAAGUAUCUGCCAAGUACUUCAUGCAACAGCUAGCUGCUGGUUUACAAGUCCUCCGUGAAAACAAUCUUAUACACCGCGAUCUAAAGCCACAGAAUCUCCUCCUCGCCACAAAUGAUGACCAUUCUUUAUUGAAGAUUGCAGACUUCGGCUUUGCCAGGUCUUUACAACCUCGAGGCCUGGCAGAGACAUUGUGUGGUUCACCACUCUACAUGGCUCCAGAAAUAAUGCAACUCCAAAAGUAUGAUGCCAAGGCAGAUCUUUGGAGUGUUGGCGCCAUCCUAUUUCAGCUCGUAACAGGGAAAACCCCAUUUUCUGGAAAUAACCAAAUCCAGUUGCUGCAAAACAUAGUGAAAUCAAAUGAGUUGCAAUUCCCUUCAGAUAAAAGCAACUUGAGUUCUGACUGCCUUGAUUUAUGUCAGAAGUUGUUGCGCCGUAAUCCAGUGGAACGGUUGACAUUUGAAGAGUUUUUCAACCACCGAUUUCUUUCUCAAGACCCUGUAGACCAAUCGUUGAGCAGCAGGACAACAUCAAGGGCAAGAGACUGCUUUCCUCUGGGUGAGUGCAAUCUUGCAAGGCAGACAGAAGAGAGUUCUCAAGAGGAUUGCCUGCCUUUCCUUUUAGAUGAUGAUUCCAGUGGGCCUGAUGGAAGCCCAUCCAUGCCUUCGAAGAGGAACCCUAUGAAGCCCACUUGUGGAUUUUCUGUCGAUAAAGAUGGUUAUAGAAAGGGAACUUCUAACACAUCCAAUAACAUGGAUAUUACUUCCAGAAAUAGCUUUACACAUAAACCGGACAAGACCAUCUCCAGGCAUGGUUUCCGACGACCUUCAGAUGGAUAUCUAAAAGAGGUUGCAAAGGCACCAAUGAAGGUUUCUUCCAAAGGUAUCAAGCUUGUCCUGGUGGAUUCUCUAUAUCUGUUUUAUGCUUUUACAAAUUCUAUGCAUCUGUUGUUAAUUUUUCCUUAUUUUAUGAAUUCUACAGUUGUGGAUUCAUUGGAGUUAAUUGAUCAGGAUUAUGUCAUUGUCUCUGGGCCUUCUGUGGAGGCAUCCUCUUCAUCAGCAAGUGCGUCCCGUCUGCGCCACUCACCUUGCAAAUCGGAAGGUUCGCCAAUGACAUCCAUAAAUAACAAUAUGUUAAGUAGACCAAUGCCAAUAGCUGGUGCAGCUGCAAAGAACACCUCUGGCUUUGGAAGUUUGGGAAGUCAUAGCUCUGCACCAUCUGGGACUUCACAAGGGUCAACAGAUAUGGGAGAUGCUUUUGAGCAGCCAUCAACUGAUGGCAUGACAAGGAUAAGAUCAUUGCAGCAGUGUGCGUCUGCCAUUACCGAGUUAGUGAAUGAGAAGACUGAAUCAGAAAAGCGAUUGGAAGCUUUCUCAAUUCAGCUAGUAAUCCUAGCAAUCUGGAAGCAAGCACUCCAUAUUUGCCAUACACAGGCUGCCUCAGCUAUGGAAGAAAGUCCCUCUCAAGAGAUUGCUGUCCGAGGAAGCAGCAACAAGAAGCAUAACCCGGAUGCCCAAGAAUUUCAUAAUAGCGGUGGCUCUGAAGGGACAGCUGCUAUUUGCUCUCAGAUCGAAAGGGAGUUUCUUGUUGAAGUUGCGCAUGCUGAGGAACUUGCUAGGGACUUGGGGCUGACCGAUGGAAAUGUAGAGAUGCCUGAUGCAAUAGAGUCUAUAUAUCAAUCCGCUUUAGCGUUUGGUAGACAUGCUGCCGUUGAUGAGCUGAUGGGUGAUAUGGACAAUGCGGUAACCCUGUACUCUAAGGCGGUGCGUUUGCUGUUCUUCCUCGUGGUAGAAGCACCGUCCCUCAUCCUCAAUCCUCCUUUCUCCCUCACAAAUUCCGAUAGGUAUAGGCUCCGCUCGUACAUUGAUUUCCUGAACAACAGGCAAAGCCACUCAGCAUCUCAGAGGCUAGCCCUUCUCAAGUGUGAGGAUCAACAGAGCCCUUGAACUGGCUUUGUCCAACACUGGCGGGCCAUGUUCAAUAUGUAAAUCCAUUUAUUUUGUACAGUGAUUCUUUGGGUCCCGAUUAUUGAAUUGCUUGCAUUUGGAAUGGUUUAGGGUUUUCACUCUGUAAUUCAGGGUAACUUCCAAAAUGAACUUGUGCAGUUUCAGUGUGCUGCCUUGUGGAUGUUCUGUUGGGUUAAUGGGAAGAUAGGUGAUGAUUUAAUAAUUUAUAGUGAGAACUUUGCAACCGUUGGCCGAUUAA